AUGCGGCUUGCGCAAACACCUACGAGUUUGCUCUCCCUCCUCCUAGUUGCUCUGUCCAAUAUCGAGUCAACUCAAGCAUGGCCCAUAGGAGAGCUCGACUUCAGCUUCCUCACCGGCAGAGCAGCCUGUGUCUCGUUCUGCGGCGCUGACAGCCAAUUUUGCUGCACCCAAGGACAAUCAUGCACUACACUCUCAGGCAACAUCGCAACUUGCGUAGCAGGCGGGAGCAAUGCUGUCGCGACGGGUGCAGGAGGGGUUGCGGUUUACACGACAACCUGGACAGAAACCGGCCUCGUUGCCCACACGAGUACAGUUAGCUCCUAUUUGCAAGCCCCAACGCAAUCUCCUCCCCUAGAAGGCGCACCAAUAUGCAAAACCAACUUAGGAGAGACAUCAUGUGGGACUGUCUGCUGCCCGAGCGAUCAGACUUGCGGAGAAACUGCUGGUACAUGUGUACGUCGCACAACCUGGGCAUAUAAUGCGCCGAGUGGCUAUUCCGCACCUCUUCGGCCAACUAGUGGAGGAGUAGUGACAGCAACAGCUUCGAUAUCUCCAACUACCACCCAGUCAUUUCUACCUCCUGCCACCGCCAGCGGAAGUACCGUGCCAGUUAUUUCUGCGGAACAUAAUAACAAAGGGCUAAGCCCCGGAGCCAUUGCGGGAAUUGUCAUCGGUACCAUUGCCGGUGUCAUUAUCCUCCUCCUGAUCUGCUUCUGCUGCAUCCUCAGAGCCGGUUUCGACGGCCUUCUCGCAAUCUUCGGCCUCGGAAAGAAAAAGCGCAGAGAUGAGCGAGUAGAGGUCAUCGAAGAGCGUUAUUCUAGACACAGUGGUAGAACUGGCUCGCAAAGACAGACACACACGGGCUGGUUUGGAGGUGCUGGUAGACCAUCAAAAGUGACAGAUAGUCGGAAGAAGAAAUCCAGCGGCUUGGGUGGAUUCGGCGCAGUGGGCGCAGGUCUCUUGGGACUGGCUGUGAUAUUGGGGCUGAAGAAGAAGCAUGAAAAGGAGAAGCCACCAAGGUCCGAUAUUGGAAGUUCAUACUAUUCGUAUGACUCGUAUACAGGCAGUAGUCCGACGCAAGCUCUGACCGAAGAACGAGAGACACACGGCGCUCACACUCGCGACGAUAGCCCGGAAUUUGUACAUUCUGUCUAA
This is a messenger RNA of Venustampulla echinocandica, 1155 nucleotides long. RefSeq lists its product as uncharacterized. Bases 1 to 1155 code for a protein of 384 amino acids. The transcript has 2 exons. The record is from RefSeq and is a predicted model, not a curated record. Lineage: Eukaryota; Fungi; Ascomycota; Leotiomycetes; Helotiales; Pleuroascaceae.